This is a messenger RNA of Heterobasidion irregulare TC 32-1, 360 nucleotides long. RefSeq lists its product as uncharacterized. The annotation marks the transcript as partial. The record is from RefSeq and is a predicted model, not a curated record. Lineage: Eukaryota; Fungi; Basidiomycota; Agaricomycetes; Russulales; Bondarzewiaceae. The transcript is spliced from 2 exons.
UUCAAACAACAGCAUUUGGCCACCCUUUGCAACUUCAAUUUCCACCAAGGCUUGCUUGUCCUGAUGCGCAACACAGCCAUAGAAAAGGCACUCAAUCAGAAGAUGCAUCCACAGUAUUUAGGGCUGUUGCUAGUAAUUUCUAGGAAUCGGGGAGGAGCGUAUAUUUUGGCCAAACUCGAUGGAUCAGUUUUUGAUCAGCCAGUUGCAGCAUUCCGCGUUAUUCCUUAUUUUGCUCGCAGGUCUCUAAAGCUCGCCGACCUUGAAGCCCUCCUCGACAUCUCGCAGGAACACCUUCAGGCCAUGGAAGAUUCCCGAUCAAGAGACAAUGAUGAUGACGCGGCUUUGGCGACCUCCGACUAG